This is a messenger RNA of Sclerotinia borealis F-4128, 3261 nucleotides long. NCBI's taxonomy places the organism in Eukaryota, Fungi, Ascomycota, Leotiomycetes, Helotiales, Sclerotiniaceae. The record is from the annotation of a GenBank genome assembly.
AUGGAUGACCUGUUCGACGUAUUCGACGAUAAACCUCAAACGGCAGCUUCCAGCAAGCCCAAAAAGGCAAAGAAAGAUAAGAAAGACAAGAAAGACCGCAGUAAGAAGAGAAAUGCGAAUGGAGAUGUGAAGCCAAUUGUUGAUGCGCAGGAUGAGGACUCCGAAAUGAUUGAUGCUGAGGAUCCAGCGGUAGAAGCAGAUGCAGAGGAAGAGGAUAUUGAAGAAGUGGACGACAAUAGAGAAGCAAUCAAGGCCGCAAAGCGACGCAGAAAGGAACUAGAAUCCGAACCGGUGGUUACAGAUGCCUUCGAGACAGCACAAUCGCGAGAACUGGCUGCUUCAGCAGGAUUGCAGGGUGCUCCGGAGGAAAAGCCAUUGGUACUACAGCACAACAUCCAACAUCAGGUUUCCCUACCUCCCGAUUACGAUUACGUUCCAAUAUCACAGCACAAGGCUCCCGAAAUACCCGCUAAAACUUGGGCUUUCGAGUUGGAUCCUUUCCAGAAAGUUGCCAUUGCAUCAAUUCAGAGAAACGAGAGUGUAUUGGUAUCGGCGCAUACUAGUGCAGGAAAAACAGUUACAGCAGAAUAUGCGAUCGCGCAAUGCCUCAAAAAUAAUCAGAGGGUUAUCUACACCAGUCCCAUCAAAGCUUUGAGUAAUCAGAAAUAUCGAGAGUUUACUCAUGAAUUUGGAGAUGUUGGUUUGAUGACUGGAGAUGUCACAAUCAACCCAACUGCGACCUGUCUGGUUAUGACAACAGAAAUUCUGAGAUCAAUGUUGUACCGUGGAUCCGAGAUUAUGCGCGAAGUUGCAUGGGUUGUCUUUGAUGAAAUUCAUUAUAUGAGAGACAAAGCCAGAGGUGUGGUUUGGGAAGAGACUAUUAUCUUGUUGCCAGAUAAGGUCAGAUAUGUCUUCUUGUCUGCAACUAUUCCUAAUGCUAUGCAAUUCGCGGAAUGGAUCACAAAAACUCACAAUCAGCCAUGUCACAUCGUGUACACCGAUUUCCGACCUACUCCCUUACAGCACUACUUUUUCCCAGCUGGCGCAGAUGGUAUCCAUUUGAUUGUCGAUGAGAAGGGAAAUUUCAGAGAAGACAACUUUUCAAAGGCCAUGGCAACGAUAGAGGAUAAGAAGGGCUCUGAUCCGGCUGAUAUCAAUGCAAAGCAAAAGGGACGUGGUAAAGACAAGAAGACCAACAAAGGCGCCAAUAAGGAGGGUUCGGAUAUCUACAAGAUUGUACGAAUGAUCAUGUUGAAGCAUUACAAUCCUGUUAUUGUUUUCAGUUUCAGCAAAAGAGAGUGCGAGGCAUAUGCGUUGCAAAUGAGCUCCAUGGCUUUCAACGAUCAAUCCGAAAAAGACAUGGUUACGAAAGUUUUCGAAAGUGCAAUCGAGUCUCUCUCGGUAGAGGACAGGACCCUACCUCAAAUUCAACACAUUUUGCCAUUGUUGAGACGUGGUAUCGGUGUUCAUCAUUCUGGACUCCUCCCCAUUCUCAAGGAGACCAUUGAGAUUCUGUUCCAAGAGAAUUUGAUCAAAGUUCUAUUUGCUACAGAGACUUUCUCUAUUGGCUUGAAUAUGCCCGCCAAGACUGUGGUCUUCACUAGCGUUGAGAAGUUUGAUGGUGAGAAGAUGCGAUAUCUGACACCAUCCGAGUUUGUACAAAUGUCCGGUCGUGCUGGUCGUCGUGGUCUUGAUGAUAGAGGUAUUGUCAUUAUGAUGAUCGAUGAUAAGAUGGAACCAGAGAGUGCUAAGACAAUUGUACGAGGAGAGCAGGAUAAACUCAAUUCAGCUUUCUACCUUGGUUAUAAUAUGAUUCUCAACUUGAUGCGUUUGGAAGGAAUUUCACCGGAAUUUAUGUUGGAGCACUGUUUCUACCAGUUCCAAAACACAUCAAGUGUCUCUGGUCUGGAAAAGGAACUCCAGGAUUUGCAAAUUGAAAAAGAUGAUGUUCAAAUUCCAGAUGAAGCAACUAUUAAGGAUUACUAUGAUCUUCGACAACAGCUUACCUCAUACACCAAGGAUAUGCGCGAUGUCAUUAAUCAUCCCAAUUAUUGUCUGCAGUUUAUGCAGCCAGGACGAGUCGUUCAUAUCAAACAUCAAGAUCAUGAUUUCGGUUGGGGAGCAGUCGUCAAGUUUACACCACGUCGACCUGCUAGGGGAUCUGCGGAACAAUUUCCCCCACAACAAUCAUAUAUCCUCGAUGUGCUCCUGUUGGUUUCUUCAAACAGCACCGUUGUUACACAAACACAAAGCGAUCUACCAUUAGGUAUCACACCACCUGGAGAGGGGGAUAAGGGCAAGAUGGAAGUUGUGCCAGUACUUCUAUCAUGUGUUGAAGCCAUUGGGCAUGUUCGUAUCUUCCUUCCAAAGGACCUCCACUCAGCCAAUGAACGAAACCAAAUUCGUAAAUCUCUAGAGGAAGUCAAACGCCGUUUCCCAGAUGGUAUCGCAGUCCUUGACCCGAUAGAAAAUAUGGGUAUUACAGAUGAUUCUUUCAAGAGACUCCUUCGCAAGAUUGAAGUUCUUGAAUCCCGUCUACUCUCCAACCCACUUCACAACUCUCCACGUCUCCCAGAUCUCUACGACCAAUAUGCCGGCAAACUUGACAUCACCAAACAAAUCAAAGAAAAGCGUAAAGCCAUCACCUCGGCUCUGAGCAUCAUGCAACUCGAUGAACUCAAAUCCCGCAAACGUGUCCUCCGUCGCCUCGGUUUCAUCAACGAACAAGAAGUCGUGGAACUCAAAGCUCGUGUCGCAUGUGAAAUCUCUUCCACAGGAGAUGGUCACGAACUUCUCCUCUCUGAACUCCUCUUCAAUGGAUACUUCAAUGACUUGACCCCGGAAAUGUGUGCAGCUGUUCUUUCGGUUUUCAUUUUCGAGGAAAAGAGUCAAGCACCUCCACUCUCAGAGGAAUUAGGUGUUAAAUAUAGGGAAAUCCAAGCUCAAGCUAGGAUUGUCGCAAAGGUUACUGCGGAGAGUAAGUUGAAGAUGAAUGAGGAAGAAUACGUGACUAGUUUCAAGUGGCAACUUAUGGAAGUGGUUUACGUAUGGGCACAGGGAAAGAGUUUUGCGGAGAUUUGCAAAAUGACAGACGUCUACGAAGGAUCUCUCAUUCGUCUCUUCCGUCGUCUCGAAGAACUCCUGAGACAAAUGGCUCAGGCAGGAAAGGUGAUGGGUUCAGAAGAGGUCUCGAGUAAAUUCGAAGAAGCGCUCAAGAAAAUUAGGAGGGAUAUUGUUGCGGCCCAGAGUUUGUAUUUGUAG